GUUUUUUUUUUUUAUUUUAAGGAAAGGUUGAUCUGAGGAAUCACGAACCUGGUCCAUAGUUCCACCGAAAACUGGGGCAGGCUUCUUCUGCUGCCCAUAUAUGUCAGAAUGACCAACACCACUUCCUAACUUGCUUACCCAACACAAAAUACAAUAAUGUCUCUGACUUCACUUUACCAAGUUGUAGACAUCUCUCCAGGUAACGGGAAUCAGGAACCCCUGUUGGCUGUUAACGUAGAAGCAGCGAAAGAUGGGGCAGAAGCCAAGUUUAGGAUACGAAAUUUGACUAAGGUUUCUGAUGCUGGGGUGCCCAUAUUGAAUGGAAUCAAUAUGGACAUACCUAAAGGGAUGAUUGUGGGGAUUAUAGGCCCUAGUGGAAGUGGAAAGUCGACGGUUUUGAGGGCACUUAACAGAUUGUGGGAACCACCUUCUGGGACCGUGUUUCUUGAUGGUCAUGAUGUUAAGGAUCUUGAUGUUCUUGGCCAUCGCAGGAAAGUUGGGAUGCUCUUUCAGCUUCCUGCUCUUUUUGAUGGCACGGUUGCAGAUAACAUACGAUAUGGACCACAAUUGAAGGGGAAGAAGCUUACCGAUGACGAGGUUUACAAGUUGCUUUCGCUUGCAGACCUUGAUUCUUCCUUCUACAAAAAGGCUAGCAAUGAGUUAUCUGUCGGUCAAGCUCAAAGGGUUGCGCUUGCUAGGACCCUAGCUAAUGAACCAGAGGUUUUGCUACUGGAUGAGCCAACUAGUGCAUUGGAUCCAAUUUCAACACAGAACAUAGAGGAUGUUCUUGUAAAAUUAAAGAAACAACGAGGGCUGACAGUUGUUAUUGUCUCUCACAGCAUCAAACAGAUCCAGAGGAUUGCUGAUGUAGUUUGCCUCCUUGUGAAUGGAGAAAUUGUUGAAGUUUUGAAACCUGAUGACUUGUCUGAAGCCAAGCAUCCCAUGGCACAAAGGUUCCUUAAACUCGGUUCUUAAGACUUAUUUCCCGAUGCUUUAAUUCAGGCGAUUGCCCUAAAAAUGAUAUCUAGCAAUGCAAGUAUCCUUCUUCUUCCUUUUAAUAUACUGAUGAUCAUGUCAGCAUUAUCAAAAUAUAUUUCUAUUAAUUGCUUUGUGAUGAAUAAUUUCUUACCAA
Molecule: messenger RNA, 1132 nt
Organism: Populus nigra (black poplar)
Lineage: Eukaryota; Viridiplantae; Streptophyta; Magnoliopsida; Malpighiales; Salicaceae
Product: ABC transporter I family member 17
Exons: 4
Coding region: 157-975 (272 amino acids)
Biological process (GO): phosphate ion transmembrane transport
Cellular component (GO): membrane
Molecular function (GO): ATP hydrolysis activity; ATP binding; phosphate transmembrane transporter activity
Source: RefSeq, a predicted model, not a curated record